AUGAAAGCCUUUCUUGUGCAAUCCCUCAGCAAGUCAAGACCGCUAUUCUCAUCAUCGGAGGCUCGUGUAUUGAAUUUUAGCUACAGUGUCAUGGGUUCAAACAAAGUAUUGACUAUUGGACCUCAUGUAUUUGCAAAUCUAGGUGCUUCUCGUAAAAUUGAUUCAAAAACAUAUGUUCCGAGGAGUGAUAUUUUCCCAACCUCAUUCCGAAGUUAUCAUUACAAUAUAAUUUAUCGAAAUAACAAUACGGAAGAAAAAGAUUUAUCAUUUAUGGAAACUGAAGCAUUCAUCAAAGCGAAUGAACAAAUCACACAACUGGAGAAAUCUUUUGCAGAGCUGUUGAAAAAGAAACGAAAAAAUCAAACCUUACAGUAUGAUGAAGAGUUGGAGCGACAAAACUUGGUGUUCAGCACGAACAACUUGCUUGAGAGAGCUGAGGAAGACAAUGGAGGAGACACCUCACUCAUGCACCCUCUUCAUUUGUACAUGACAUGGAAAUUAUCAAAAUUACGUUCAAAAUUAUUGAUGAGAGAUUUCUACACUGUGGAUCACAAUAUUCCAGAAGACGCAAUUACCGAGAGUGUAAAAAUGUUGGAGGAAAGACCCUAUCUCGCCAACUUAUUGAAAGAACAAUUGAUAGACCGUAAUGAAUUUGAAAAGUAUGACAAGAAUUUUGAUCAAACGAUCCAAUUUCCAACCUACACAGGUCAUGUUCAAAUUCACUCUCCAGAAAAUAAUUGGCUUAAAUAUUACAUUCAUGACAAACUCUCGAACAGUUCAGUAGGCUCCAUCAUUGCUAAGAAGAGAGCUGUUUUUGCAGAGUUGGCCGAGUCCAUGCAGAGUGGUUUAGCGAGCUCUCUCCAACUGGGACCUUCCAUCGUGAAAAAAGACUUGUUUAUUUUUGCCUUCUACUAUGUCGUUCACUUUUUCAGCCGAUUGAAUCCAGAGGCCUAUGAUCAAUGUAAGGAAGUGGUCAAGAUAUGGGACAAGGGUCUCAAAGAAGAAUUCAAAGAUGUUACCUUCAAGGAUUGGGAAACCGAUGUCGAGCUUCGUCUUGACUCUUGCAUGUCUGUUCUCAAGGCCUUUCUCAUUGGAUUCACUUCAGAAGAUGAGACCUCGGCCGAAACAAUCAAAAAGUAUGCAAAACUCGCCCAAAAACAAGAUUCCAACAAUUUUUAUGUCUUUACACUGGAUGUUGGCGAAGAUCCUGCCUCCUUCCUCAGAAAUAUUGUAAAGGCUGAGAAGAUUAUCCUCGAAAAGGGCAAGCUCAAAACAAUCAAUCAUUUACGAUUUUUCCCCAUUCUUUUCCAUAAGGCCACUACCGUAUGGUCUGCUGCUGCAGCCGCGAAUGAUCAGGUGGAACGAGGAAAAGUCGCAAAAGAUGCUCUCAAACUCCUUCAACUCUCUUUCAACAAUUUGCAUGUACCCAUGGAUCCUAUCGAAGUUCAAACCAUGGCCGAUUGUAAAUUAAUGAUGGGAGAACCUGAUCAGUCCUUGACAUUGUAUAAGGAAUUUUUCGAAGUACAAUUUCUGACCUCAUCGUAUCACAUAACCCAUGCGGUGGAGGUGGUCUCCUCAUUGCUCCUCAGUGUUGGUGAGUCUGAGAGUGCGAUUAAAUCCCUCAAUCGAUACUGCAAAUAUUUCCCUGAGGAUUUUACAGUUUCGUUGAGGUUGCAUCUCAUUCAUGCGCUGGUGGAGCCUCCCAACAGUGACUUGACAUCACUCAUUAAAUCCAAUGAUCCCUCUGUUCAAGCCCAAUUAGCCAAAGGUGGUGACCUUCGUGCCAACAACUCCACACCAUCCAAACUCUAUCAUGGAAAAACAGAGCGCGAACAGUUGGAAUGGUGUCGAAAAGAGCUCAACAAACUGAUGGAUCGUCACGCAGAGUGGUUGGAAAUGGAUGAUGCACUUUAUCAUUUCUACCAAGAAAUACGCAACAAGGUGGAAAUGAAAUUGAAACAAGGAAACAAGAUGCCGCAAAAACCAACAGUUCCUUCCGCACUCAAGGCAUCCAUGAGCAAAUCUCUCUUAACGAAAAGCAGCGACAAGAAGAAGAACAAGUAA
Messenger RNA from Naegleria fowleri, 2064 nucleotides. RefSeq lists its product as uncharacterized. The record is from RefSeq and is a predicted model, not a curated record. NCBI's taxonomy places the organism in Eukaryota, Heterolobosea, Eutetramitea, Acrasida, Naegleriidae. Bases 1 to 2064 code for a protein of 687 amino acids. The transcript has a single exon.